UCCAGGCGGGGCAGAGCGCUUGAGGUCUCGAUAACUCUCUCUCUCACACACACACAGACUUUCUAGCCAUGCACCGCCGUCCACUUCUUUCUGGAUUUGUAUCUUUGUGUGGUUGAGAUGUUGCCAAAUGUGGUCGUUUUGUGGUACAUGCUUGGUUUUCUGUUGCGGCACUGCGCUGCUGAUCUGUGCAACUGGACUGGAAGCGGUUUUGCAGCUGGUGUGGACUCCAGGAUCGUACUCCAGGUGCGGCUGCGCUGCACAGAGGGCUCGGUGAGGUGGAUAUACCCGGGCCAGGCUCUCCGGGUGGUCCUGGAGCCCAACCUGUCCUCCACCCUGCGUACCACCGUCUGCAUCAAACCGUCUCCCUCCUUCCGCGGAGCCAGCGUGUUCAUUGAACGGGCCGGGAAGCUGGAGCUGCUGGUGACGGAUGGCGGACGGGACGAGCGGCAGGUGUUCUGUUUCCGGGCAGAUGGUCCGCACAGGCCCGCCAUCUACCUUCAAUCCAGCCCGCAGACCGAUGGAGCCUGGAGCAGACGCACGAUGGGCUUCAGAUAUGAGCUGCUGGCCAACAGGAGUGCUGCACCCAACCUGGGCCACAGCGGGCUUCAGCCUUCAUGCAGACCCUGCAAUGACACAGAACUCCUCAUGGCCAUCUGCAACAGUGACUUCGUGGUCCGAGGCUCCAUCAAGAAUGUCUCCCACAACUCUGCAAGCCAGACAUCGUUGGUGGAAGUGUCAGCAGCGCGAGUGUACUGGCAGCGCAGUGGAGUGUUUGAGCAACAAGCGGCUGCCUCUGGAUCAUCUCGACCAAACAAGUCUUGGCGUGGACACAUCCACACACUCUUGCAGUGCCAUGUGAAGCCUGGGGACGGAGAGUUUCUCUUCACAGGGUCAGAACACUUUGGGGAAGCUUGGUUGGGAUGUGCCCCACGAUACAAAGACUUCCUGUCUGUCUACCAGACCGCCUGGGCGGCACGUCGGAAUUCCUGUGACUUCCCUUUAGACUGAGGAAGUGUGUUGUUUUAGCACCACUGAGCACUACCCGUCUCUAUCCACAGGCAUCCUCACCCUUCUACUGGCACUGUGGGAUCCCUGUAUAUGGUUGUCAUGUGCCAGCAAGGUGGCAUCUAGCAUCACCAGCAGGGACGAAGCUGUUGAAUUGCUGGUAAAAAGACACAUUUGGAAGAGCAGAGCAGGGGCACACAGCAGGCCCUCCUGCACUGAGGCUCACAGAGGGUCGGCCUUUGUCUCUCUCCCAUCACUGUUCUCAGUCCUGGGAGACUAAAGGGGUUGGGUUGCUGCUUGCUUUCUCUUUGUGCUUCUCUCAGCAUCAACCGUCGUUCACUUUGCUGGCUCUGUGGGACAACUGCCCUCUGAACUGAGGUGGGAGGGACGGCUAAAGCACAGCCAUUUGUAACCCACAGUUUGUCUUAGUGAAUAGGCCUGUACAUGUUAUUUUUAUUCUGAUUUAUCUGUGCUAAAGUUUCAAAUCUUCUUUGCUUUUUCUAUUUAUAUGUGCUGUACAGUACACAUGACCUUUGAAUUAAAUGAUAUUGCAGCAGGAUUAUUGUAUUUGUAAAGCAAAAUAAAUCCUCUGAAGACUCUU
This is a messenger RNA of Dicentrarchus labrax (European seabass), 1606 nucleotides long. RefSeq names its product meteorin-like protein. The record is from RefSeq and is a predicted model, not a curated record. The transcript is spliced from 4 exons. NCBI's taxonomy places the organism in Eukaryota, Metazoa, Chordata, Actinopteri, Moronidae. Bases 118 to 1008 code for a protein of 296 amino acids. Gene Ontology annotation, molecular function: hormone activity.